Diachasma alloeum is the source of this 1438-nucleotide messenger RNA. RefSeq lists its product as uncharacterized. The transcript is spliced from 2 exons. NCBI's taxonomy places the organism in Eukaryota, Metazoa, Arthropoda, Insecta, Hymenoptera, Braconidae. The record is from RefSeq and is a predicted model, not a curated record. Bases 224 to 1036 code for a protein of 270 amino acids.
UGCAUUCCUAGGAUAUUAGGUCAACAUGGGAACAUUGUUAAUGAUGAAAAUAAUGACUGGCUCAGCUGAAAGAUGAGUAAGAAAUCACUCAGCCAAUGAAAGCACAUUGACCCUACCAAUAAGUAGAUACAUAUCGAUUGUUCCAAUUUUGAGUCAUAUUUAUCAACGUGACACCGCCACAAGUACUUCAAACAGAUUCCUGUGUGAAGAAAUUAGUGAGAAUAUGCCUGUUCUUAAGCAUUGUUGUAAUCCACUCGGGAAAAAAAAUCAUUCUCGUAUAUGUAAGGCAGUCAUUAAAGUCAGUGAGAAGUUUCGUGAAUUAUUCGCUGAAGAAAUUGGACAUGGCAAGUUCAUUUGCAAGUCUUGCCACACAGGUUUGAAGCAGAAGAAGAUGCGCAGUGUCUGUCGAACAGAUGGUAUUAAUAAUUAUGGAGAAGAUAGUUGUGUAGUGCGCGUGAGUGAAGAAGUGUCAAACCGCCUCGAGACUUUGUCUAGAUCUAUUGAUUCAGGGAAUUGUGAUGAGCAGUUUGAACUAGAUGAUAGGGAGCACCAAAAAGUCGUUAUCGCGGCGUUAAAUAGAGCUUUACCAUCAUUAGGUCAGGCUAUCAUUCCGAGAAACUGGAGGGAACGAAGUGUUUUUGAAAAGAGGAAAAUGAUUGAGAAUAUUAAGGAAGCAAUUGAUAGGAGUUUAAGUGAUCCUGAAGAUUGCUCUGAUAUUAAUUGCCUCGUUCAAGAAAUCAAAGAAAAACUGAAAAGUGCUAACGAACUAUCGGAUAAAAUCCAAUUGCUUACAAUGCUCCCUAAGUCCUGGUCGAUUGCCAAAAUUCUGAAAACAUUCAACGUCCCGUACUACAUAGCACGUCAAGCUUAUUGGAUUCAUCAGGAAGAAGGGAUAGGAGCUUCUGUUCUAAAAAGAACACGCAGAUCAUCGAUACUCCAUACAUCCGCUCAAUACCGUAGACUUGCUAGAACGACUCGCUCAACACAGCGAGCUCACCACUCGACUUUAUCUGUCGCGACCUCACAAAAUAAUUAAUAUCUCAGGCUUUAUAUUGAAACACCCUAUUGAAAUUUGACCGUGAAUUCUCUGAUGUGCACUCUAUCACAUCUAUUUUUUCGGAUUUUUUAAGAUCUGCAAAUAUGUUUUUUUAUCAACUUUCUAUAUUGUUUAUUAACAAACAUAUUGUAAAUUUGACUUUUUUGCAAAAAUAAAAUUUUCAUAUGAAUCUUUCACCCUUUUGAAUGUCGAUUUUCGGUGGCGAUUGGAGCAAAAUCGAUUGUAGUGAUCAUUUUAGCGAGCUCACCACUCGACUUUAUCUGUCGCGACCUCACAAAAUAAUUAAUAUCUCAGGCUCUAUAUUGAAACACCCUAUUGAAAUUUGACCGUGAAUUCUCUGAUGUGCACUCUAUCACAUCUAUUGUUUUCGGAUUUUUUAAG